AUGGAAUUAACCGAUAUCGAUUCGUGGGGUGGCGUUCUCAAAUGGGCCAAUCCCCAGUUCCUACCGGCUGAUCCUACCAUUGCUGGAAGACCUAGAAGUCAACUGCCGGCUGCCCGUAAGUCCGUUGAGAAGACUAGGUCAGGGCGACGCGGAGGUAGAGUGUAUACGGUGCGUUCCGUUCCUUCAAACUCCACUCCUAUCCCCACCCCACAAACCAAUUCCCUCUUCACGAUCAUCUUGCCUAAUGCUGUGGUAGGGAUGUCUCACCUGCCGCCAACGAAAGAUCAAGGUCUGCAACUUCAAAUUUCUCUCGGAGCCUUUUUCUCUGACCCUAGCUGUAGUGUGAUGGACGACGGCCGACCUGUGCCAACUGCGAACGCUCUCGGCGGCAUGCCUGCCAUGGAUUUAUUGCCGCACCGGCAGCUACCACUGCGAUAG
Penicillium vulpinum is the source of this 438-nucleotide messenger RNA. RefSeq lists its product as uncharacterized. The transcript has a single exon. Lineage: Eukaryota; Fungi; Ascomycota; Eurotiomycetes; Eurotiales; Aspergillaceae. The record is from RefSeq and is a predicted model, not a curated record. The coding region runs from base 1 to 438 and encodes 145 amino acids.